Protopolystoma xenopodis is the source of this 378-nucleotide messenger RNA. NCBI's taxonomy places the organism in Eukaryota, Metazoa, Platyhelminthes, Monogenea, Polystomatidea, Polystomatidae. The record is from the annotation of a GenBank genome assembly.
AUGUCUGGUCGUGGCAAAGGAGGCAAGUCCCGCAAUAAGGCAAAGAGUCGUUCGGCCAGAGCUGGCCUCCAAUUUCCCGUUGGCAGGGUGCACCGCCUCCUGCGCAAGGGUAACUACGCUGAGCGCAUUGGUGCCGGAGCCCCGGUCUAUCUUGCCGCUGUUCUUGAGUACUUGGCCGCCGAGGUUCUCGAACUCGCAGGGAACGCGGCUCGCGACAACAAGAAGACUCGCAUCAUUCCCCGGCACCUUCAGCUCGCCAUACGCAAUGAUGAAGAGUUGAACAAACUACUCGGUGGCGUCACCAUUGCUCAAGGUGGUGUGCUGCCUAACAUCCAGGCUGUUCUGCUCCCCAAGAAGACAGAGAAGGCCGGCAAGUGA